GGAGUGGUCCAAAUCGUACUUAAAUGAGAGAUCCCAAAGAGAAUUUGAAGGUGGUGAGCUCUCUAAAGACAUGGAUGUUAAAUGUGGCGUGCCUCAAGGUAAUGUUUUGGGCCCCCUGCUCUUCUUGCUUUAUAUAAAUUAAAUGCUAAAUGCACCUAAAAUUUUCAAUUUUCAUCUAUUUGCUGAUGAUACCUAUUUGCUGUAUUCGCAUUAUAACUUUAACAUUUUAGAAGAAGCAUUAUGUAACGAAUUAAAUAACAUUGCUGACUGGCUUGCUGCUAAUAUGUUAACCCUAAACACAAGUAAAUCUCAGCUCUAUCAAGCCACGUCAUAAGAAGGAACCUAAAACCCUUAAUAUAUCUAAUAAUGGUGAACAGUUAAAAGAGUCAGACUAUGUAAAAUACCGAUGUUACAUUUUUUUCCUCUGAUGAAGCCCCACAUGCCGGGGCGAAAUAUUAGCCUUUACUGAUUUACGUGUAUUUAUUGUUGUUUAUUCUCGGCGUAAUGCGGUGUUUCAUAUUUGCUACAUUUUUAUCGACUUUUCGCCGCAAGAACUCCUUGGAGCCCUUCGAGCAGCCUGCUACAGUGACCUUUUCUUCAUUUACACAUAAGUUAAAUACCUCGGAGAUCUGAUAGACAAGAAUCUCACCUGGACACCACAUAUCCAAAAUGUUAACAUAAAAAUUUUCAAAAGCCUUGGUAUUUUAGCCAAAUUAAUACAUUUUCUACCCAAGGAUAUAUUACUUAGUAUUUAUAACUCUUUUUAUUUCCCCAUACAUAAAUUAUGGUCUGAUAAACUGGGGGGAGCAUACUCUAAUAGUCUGGACCCUUUGAGGAAAAAGCUAAAACACGCAAUGCGAUUAAUUCUUUUCAAAAAUAGUACAUGUCUUGGUAAACCUCUCUUCAAGUCAUUAGGCCUCCUAAAUUUUGAACAUAUGUACAAACUUGAAUGUGCUAAAUUUAUGUUUGAAGUUUCAAGAGGGAACGUUGAUAGCUACAUUUGUGACUUCUUUCAUCUUACUACCUAGUGUCAUAACAUUAGAACCCGACAGGCUACUAGCGGUAACUUUUUUCCAGCCUCAAAUUAGAACAAACUACAAAUAUUUAUUCAUAACAAAUCCUGGUAUAAAAAUUUGGAAUAAUAUACCAAGUAACAUAAAAAUUGCUGCUUCCAAAAAAACCUUUUCACGUCUUUUUAAACAAUUGUUACUUCAAGAAUACACCUAAAAAUACAAGAUGAUCCUCAACCCCUUUUCCCCUUUUUUUAUUUACAAUGGUUUUAGUUUGUUCUCAUCUUCUUAAUGUUCAUCUUUAUUUUGAUCUUUAUCAUAAAAUAUUUUCUUAAAUUUUAGCAAUGAAUGCAUGUAUAUUAACUGCUCUUGAUCUUUUACACGUCACAGGGGGCAUAUGGCCCGAAAGCUCUAUCAGAGCUCUUUCCAUAUGUCCUUCAGCAAUAUUCUGGUAAAUUGAUGUAUUGUUAUUUUGAUACUGUAUUUAGUUAAUUAUUGUUGAAAAUAUACAUGAAUUGAAUUGAAUUGGAAUGAAAUUAAAAUGCCCUGGACUAUAUGGAAUAAAAUCUGACACCAUUAUCCCCAUUUUACCUAAUAACUCAUUCCAAUUGGCUGACAAGAUGUUAAUUAACCUUAUCCAAACUAAGGCGUUACAAUGGCUGUCUAAUUAUUCUGGUCCUCAGGUAUUUACAGUUUCGACAAUUGUCAUUGAGGCAAUGUUUAAAUGUCCUGGACCAUAUGGAAUAAAAUUUAACACUGUGAUUCUCAUUUUACCUAACAAUUCAUUCCAAUGUGAUGAAAAGAUGUUAAUUUACGUUAUCCAAAUUAUUGCAAAUCGUCCUUCCGGUAGGCCUUUCAGUGUAGGCCUACGAAAAAUAGGCGUUACAAUGGCGGUCCAAUUAUUCUGCGGCCGUACCCACCUAGCCCGAUGUAAGCAGCAGCCUCAGAAUGUGGAAAUAACAUUCAGUGUAAUUUCAGACAGAAUUGACAAUUAACACCUAGUGUUAUUCUCAGGUACGAGGCCAUAUUGCACUAUUUCCGGCAAAAUCUAGAUGCAACACAUCCUGAAGAUGCAACACCAUCUAUUCCUGUCCUGCAAAAGCAAAGAAAUAUCUCUUAGCUAAUUUCUUGCACAUUCAUCUCUUUUUAUGUACCUCUUAUGAGAAUACGUUGCAAGUUCAGAAUAACAAAAGCAAUGUUUUAACUCACUCACUUGUGCAUGUCGCACUGUCGCGCGAAGAGGGUAGGGAAAAAAGUAAAUGGUUUAAUUCAUGCCUGCUGCACAGUCGAUGGACCAGUUGCUCUGAGCCUUAAGGCCUUUAUUGAUAAGCAGAUGGCUAUGGAGCUGUUUAUUCCUUUGUUUUCAUGCACAGGUAAAUGUUCCUGCUUUAGUUGAUCCCAGUGAAAUUUGAGAAUUCAGUGUAGUCGAAAGGUCAACGGGUGGCCUUCACUCUGUAGUGGAAAAUCUCAAGGAUUGUGUCCAAAUCAACCUGCAGUAAAAUCAAGAUGAACUUUUAACUAUUGCAAACAGGUUUUGCACAUUUCAGGAACACAGCAACAAUGUUUCUAAUGAAAACAUUGACUCUUUUAACUGCCUUCUGCAUGACAAUCGGCAAUGAACACUCUCUUCAUCAUCUGGAUCCGAUCGUGAUAUCAGAGCAAGCUGACAGAAGAUCUGGCAUAGUCAAAAGAGCUAUCAUGAUCGGAAACAAAGUUUGUGGAAAUGGCAUUAUUAAAAACAAAGACGGCAGCCUUGGAGAGAAGAGGGAAACUAUAGACUUGAAUUCUUUCCACAAAGAUCUGCAUCCAGAACGUUUGAAGGAUGAAGUGAAUAAACCUAACAGGGUGAUAGAAGAUCAAAACAAUGGCCCAGCUGUUGUGGUGAGCAAACAAAGCAAAAAAGAUGGAUGGUUUGAGAGACUAAAUAGGUGUUGCAUUGAUCACGAAAAUUGUGACCGAUCGAUUCCUGCCAAAAAGGAGCAGUACGGGUUCAAAAAUGAGAGAGAAUAUACGGUGUACGAUUGUAAAUGUGACGAUGCAUUUGCAGAAUGCUUAAAGUACGCUGACAGCCACACAGCAGAUGCCGUGGGCGAUUUGUACUUCAAUGUCUUGAAGAUGCCGUGUAUUAACUUUGAGAAAGGAAGUAACUCUACAAGCAAUGAAGAUCAAUCUGUCAUAGAGAAAGUUGAUCGGUUAAUUGCUCAGCGUUUAAAGGAAAAGGAAGGCGAUUCAAGGAAAGAAAAAAGCAUCGAUAAAGCAAGCUAAGAAAUGGCGGGUUCUCUGCAUAAUAUGAAAAUUUUAUAAAAAAACACAUAUAGACAGAAAACAAAGUAGUUAAAAAAAAGAAUGAAGGAGAGUAGCUUAGACUAACGCCCGUGUUGCAUGUAAAUAUAGACAUACAAAAAAGUGAAAUGGAAGCCCCAAAAAUGUAAACUAGAGCUAUUUCAGCUUAUCAAGCUAUCAUUCGGCAUAAAAGCUGGCGUAUUUAGGUUUUUCGGCUCUCAGGAUUAGCUUGUUAUUCUAUAAUAAUAAUAAUAAUAAUAAUAAAUAAUUUGUUUAAAGUUGGCGUACUAAAUGAAAGGCUGAUAGCUAUAAAGAAGCUAAUUAAGGCCAACUAUCUAUAAAGAGUUAGUAUGAAAUAAAAAUAUAUGAUACAAUAAUAAAAAGGUUUAAGGUAUUAUGUUCUAAAUAAAACCUAGCCCAGCAAUAAAUUUUUUACACAAUCUACAGUCGCAUUCUAUAGGGUGUGAUCUUAAUUCUUUUUUAAAUGUUGCCAAUGAUUGGGACUCUCUUAUACUGUGAGGUAGUGUUUGCCACAGUUUUUGACCUAAAUAUCUCACAGUUUCUAUACCAUAAGAAGUUGUCCUGGCUUUUGGAAUGCAAA
Molecule: messenger RNA, 3894 nt
Organism: Rhopilema esculentum
Lineage: Eukaryota; Metazoa; Cnidaria; Scyphozoa; Rhizostomeae; Rhizostomatidae
Biological process (GO): arachidonate secretion; phospholipid metabolic process
Molecular function (GO): A2-type glycerophospholipase activity
Source: RefSeq, a predicted model, not a curated record